AUGGAGGAGGGCGCCCAGGGCUGGCCGAUCACAUGCGUUGCGGCACUUUCUCUGGGCAGCUGGAGAAGUGGGGAGUUUGUGCCUUCGCGCUCAAGCGAGGCGUCCGUGCGCAGCUCAUCGACGUCUACAAGGCCGUGGCCGAGACUGCCCCCGACGACGUCGGCGAAAAUGGCAGCGUUUCCAAAGGAGCUCAGGUCUCGGAGUGACGGGCUCUUCGAUGUCUUGUGCCAGCGCUGCAUCGCAGAGACCCUGGGCAUUAUCAAGACGGCGGGUGUGCAUUGCGGGCAUCGGGACUUUUCAGAAGCUGCAUCGCAGGUGCAACCGGCGAACCAUGGCCCGUGGCGUUCGUCUGCUUGGCCAGAUCGUCAAGCCCGGCAGGGUCAAGGAGCUCGUCGACAUCGAGGCGGCGGUCAAGCGCUGGGAGGACAAGGUGGACAUGCUCCAGACCCAUUCCAAGAGCAAUUGUCCAACGGAAUGCGGGCUGCCAUCUUCACGAAAAUGAUGCCCGUGCAGAUCCAGGACUACAUGUGCAGACGCGUCGAGAAGGACGCGAAGCACGACGAGCUCAAGGACAAGACCCUGGCCAUGGUCGGCAACAAAUUCGCCGUCAACAUGGGGCCGACCCUCAUGGACAUCGGAGAAGUUGGUGGUGAUGGCCUGGAGUAG
Messenger RNA from Prorocentrum cordatum, 666 nucleotides. Lineage: Eukaryota; Dinophyceae; Prorocentrales; Prorocentraceae. The record is from the annotation of a GenBank genome assembly.